AUUUUAUGCCAGAGAUUCAGGUUUGUUCGAUAAUCAAUCAAAAGAAUAUGGCGGCUGCCACCGGAAAGAGUAAGAUUCUCAUCAUCGGCGGAACCGGCUACAUCGGAAAAUUCAUCGUGAAAGCAAGCGCCACGGCUGGUCAUCCAACCUUCGCUCUUAUUAGAGAGACCUCCAUUUUAAGUCCAGCCAAGGCCCCCAUCAUCCAGGCUUUUAAGAGCUCUGGAGUCUUUCUCGUUCAUGGUGAUUUAAAUGAUCACGAGGGUUUGGUGAAGGCGAUGAAACAAGUGGAUGUGGUGAUCUCUGCCGUUGGUAAAGAUCUCUUACCAGAACAGACCAAGAUCAUCGCCGCCAUUAAAGAUGCUGGUAACAUCAAGAGAUUCUUUCCAUCAGAAUUUGGAAACGAUGUAGAUCGAGUCCACGCUGUUGAUCCAGCAAAAUCGAUGUUUGGUGCGAAAUCUAUGAUCCGUAGAGCCGUUGAAGCAGAAGGAAUUCCAUACACCUAUGUAUGUUCCAACUUUUUUGCAGAUCGUUUUCUUAAAACUUUGGGACAACCUGGAGCUAUGGCUCCUCCAAGAGACAAGGUUGUCAUCUUUGGGGAUGGAAAUUCUAAAGCUGUCUUUAUCGAAGAAACAGAUGUUGGGACCUAUACGAUAAAAGGCGUGGAUGAUCCAAGAACCUUGAACAAAAUACUUUACAUUAGACCCACAAGCAACAUGGGCUCACUCAACGACAUUGUAUCCUUAUGGGAGAAGAAGAUAGGCAAGACUCUUGAAAGAACAUAUGUGUCUGAAGAGCAACUUAUUGAGAACAUCCAAGAAGCUGGUUUUCCAAGAAACGUGGUGUUAUCGCUCUGCCACUCGGCUUUCGUUAAAGGGGAUCAUACAAACUUCGAGAUUGAAAGUUCGUUUGGGGUGGAAGCAUCGGAACUCUAUCCUGAUGUUAAGAACACUACUGUCUCUGAGUAUCUUGACCAAUUUGUGUGAGAAUAAGAUGUUAUUGUUGUUGAUGGAUGAAAAGAAAAAAAAUAUAAUUUGAGCCA
Molecule: messenger RNA, 1039 nt
Organism: Impatiens glandulifera
Lineage: Eukaryota; Viridiplantae; Streptophyta; Magnoliopsida; Ericales; Balsaminaceae
Product: phenylcoumaran benzylic ether reductase POP1-like
Exons: 5
Coding region: 6-983 (325 amino acids)
Molecular function (GO): oxidoreductase activity
Source: RefSeq, a predicted model, not a curated record